Messenger RNA from Rhinolophus ferrumequinum (greater horseshoe bat), 2812 nucleotides. RefSeq names its product otopetrin 1 (gene OTOP1). Gene Ontology annotation, biological process: inner ear morphogenesis; proton transmembrane transport. Gene Ontology annotation, cellular component: membrane. Gene Ontology annotation, molecular function: proton channel activity. The transcript is spliced from 6 exons. NCBI's taxonomy places the organism in Eukaryota, Metazoa, Chordata, Mammalia, Chiroptera, Rhinolophidae. The coding region runs from base 112 to 1923 and encodes 603 amino acids. The record is from RefSeq and is a predicted model, not a curated record.
GGGGCAGGCUGACUGGCAGAGAGUGUCCGGGCAAGGGCACAGGCAGGGGCAGCAGCUGGGGCCCAGGACGAAGCCACCCCCGGGGGCACUAGCCUUGGUGCGGGGCACUCCAUGAUGCCCGAAGGCCAGCGGGCGCCUGUCUCCCCACGGGCGGCUCUGAGCGCCCUGGACACAGGGUCAUCUGAGCCCACGGCCUGCCCGCCGACCCCCGGGUCCCCGGAGCCCCCCGCGCCUUGGCGGGGCUCCGUCCGCGCCAGUGUCCCGCAGAAGCUGGCGGAGGCGCUGAGCAGCCAGUACGGGCUGAACGUGUUCGUGGCGGGGCUGCUGCUCCUGCUGGCCUGGGCCGUGCACGCCUCGGGCGUGGGCAAGAGCGACCUGCUCUGCUUCCUCACGGCGCUCAUGCUGCUGCAGCUGCUCUGGAUGCUGUGGUACGUGGGCCGCAGCGCCGCGCACCGCCGCCUCAUCCGCCUGAAGGACACGCACGCCGGCGCGCGCUGGCUCCGCGGCAGCAUCACAUUGUUUGCAGUCAUUACCAUCAUCCUGGGAUGUCUCAAAAUUGGGUACUUCAUUGGAUUUUCUGAAUGUUUAUCAGCCGCUGAAGGAGUGUUCCCCGUCACACAUGCGGUACAUACUCUGUUGCAGGUAUAUUUCCUUUGGGGGCACGCAAAGGAUAUCAUCCAGUCUUUCAAAACACUGGAAAGGUUUGGGGUGAUCCACUCGGUGUUCACCAACCUGCUUCUGUGGGCCAACAGUGUCCUGAAUGAGUCAAAGCACCAACUUAAUGAGCACAAGGAAAGGCUCAUCACUUUGGGCUUUGGGAACAUAACAAUAGAGCUAGAUGACCACACACCGCCGUGUAACUGCACACCCCCGACGCUCUGCUCUGCCAUUUCGCACGGGAUCUACUAUCUCUACCCUUUCAACAUCGAGUACCAGAUCCUGGCUUCCACGAUGCUCUAUGUCCUGUGGAAAAACAUCGGACGCAAAAUGGACAGUCAUCCGCACCAGAAGAUACAGUUCAAGUUUCAUGGGGUCGCAGUGGGCUCGGCCCUGGGCCUGGCCGUGCUGGCCGCCACGAUUGGGGUCGUGGUGGUGUAUCUGAUUCAGAUCGGACGCUCCAAGUCCAAGAGUGAGUCGGCCCUCAUCAUGUUCUACCUGUACGCCACCGCCGUGCUCAUCCUCAUGGGGGCUGGAGGGCUGGUUGGAAUCCUGAUUUAUAGGCUCGAUGAGCAAUCGCUAGACGAAUCCAAAAACCCGGCCCGCAAGCUGGACACGGACCUUUUGGUGGGCACUGCCUCCGGCUCCUGGCUCCUCUCCUGGGGCUCCAUCCUGGCCAUCCUCUGUGCCGAGGCCCGCCCCUCGUACACCUGGUACAACCUGCCCUACUCCAUCCUGGUGAUCGCCGAGAAAUCCAUCCAGAACCUCUUCAUCAUCGAGUCCACUCACCGACAGCCGGAGGUGUCCGAGGACAUCAGAACCGUGAGGGUGGUCAUGGUCUGCAAUGGGUCUGCCACAUCCCUCGCUUCUUGCUGCCUCAAGAGCGGAGCUGUGACCGGGGACGUGGCCCCUCAGGGCAGUGAGAUGCCACCUGCAGGCAACGGAAAUAUGUGUCUGAGAGAAGGUGACGACAAAGAGGAGAGGAGCAGGGAAUGGCCCCCUGGCCCAGCCGGCCACCCCCGUUUCUUGCAGAGCAACACCAAGGGGAGAGUCUUAAGGAAUAUCGCAGCCUUUUUGUUCCUGUGCAAUAUUUCGCUUUGGAUCCCUCCUGCCUUCGGCUGCCGCCCUGAGUACGACAACGGAUUGGAGGAAAUUGUCUUUGGCUUUGAACCCUGGAUAAUUGUGGUCAACCUGGCCAUGCCGUUUUCCAUUUUCUACCGAAUGCAUGCAGCUGCCUCCCUCUUUGAGGUCUACUGUAAGAUAUAGUCUGUGUCCACAUGAAAGACUGAGGCGUGAGCGAACAAGAGAGUUCCCUGGAGCCACCUGGGAAUGGCGCGUUUGGCAAAUAUUGACUUACACAUGCGAGGUCUGCCCAGAAGGUCUGCCUUUUGUCUGCAGGGAUUGUGUUUCCUGUGGACUGCAAAUGUCCAUCACCCUGGAUGGAUGUAAACAAGUUAAGAUCAAAUGAAGGAGGGAGCUGAAAUCUGUCCUGGGUUAGUUAAUUCAAAUCAAACUCAAAUCAUUUUAUCUCUUUCUAAGUGAGAUCCUCUGUUGUAAAAGAAUAUGAUCCCAGGUUAGGACAAAAGUUUAUCCAGCUGCUUGUUUUCCCUAAAAAUCAUCUUUAGUCUGCAAUUUAUCAUGUUACUACAUACAACCUUUUAUUGACUAUCUGUGCAGAGUUACCCUUAAAUUUUAUCCUUCCCACAGCUCAUGAGUAUAGAUACAAUCACAUUUAGUUUAUAUUGCACUUUUGGAAUGUGCUUAAUUUUCGAACAAAGUUACUUUUUCCCUUUGGAUGGAAAUUUGUGAAUAGAUCAAUAUACAGUUAUUUCUUACCUGAAAUUUUGGCACAUUUUUUGUUUGUGAUCAUCUUGAAGUUUUUAAAAAAAUAUAUAUUUUACUGUUUUCUCUCUCUCACUAUAAAUACAUACAUGCUUUGUAUAGAAAAUUUGGACAUUUCAGAAGAGUAGAAAGAAACAAAUCACCUAGGAUGCCAUUGUUCAAAGACAAUCACUUUUUAACAUCGUACUGUAUGUCUUUCAACCCUAUGGAUUCAUAGGAUUCUUUUCAUUGUUAUUUUUAUUCUACUUGCCAGUGAUGAUGAGAUAUCUUCAACUUUGUAUCCACUUUUUUCCAUUUAACAAUCUGACAUAAA